AUGGCGCCGUCAUCAUCUCAUCUACUACUCCCGCGCCAAUUUGGCCCUGGCAGCGAUGGAUUCGACGACCGUGACAACGGGGACGGGAUUUCGAGAACAGCCAUCGGCGGCAUCGCCAUUGGUGUCGUUGUCGUCAUUGUCGUAAUCGCCUGUAUAAUGGCGGUGCGUAUUAUGCGUCGGCGGAAAGCACGUCGUCGCACUGGCGGCGUCUCUGUACCGCUCCACAACCGCCCGGGCGCAUCGUCUGGUCCCAACCUCAUCCCAUCUCCGUACUCCAACAAACCAGCCGGCUACCAAAACACGCAGGACCAGAAUCAAAGCUUACUAGGUAACGCCGCCGUUCCAGGCGGAGUAGCGUGGGAUGCAGAUCACGUUGGUGUAGGGAGCACGCAGGACGGCUUUGGAUUCACGACCUCGAACAUCACUCGCCCAGCAAGCAUUGCCAACGUCGACGCCCCACCUCCUCGCUAUGAAGAGGCCGCCGCUUCUGGCCCAGCAGUGCCCCCCGCGGGUGGUGAAGCGGCCAGCUACUAUAACGCCCCACGGGGAGAACCCGAGAGAGGCCGAUCUGCAACGAGGGAAUCCGAUAGUAGAGCCAGAGCCUUAAGCGUCGACAACCGCAGCAUGAACGGUACUCGAAGUCGUAGUGUCUCUCGGUUCAGGGAAGAGCAUUUGGAUAAUGUCAACCUUCACCCGAAUCUGAAGUCGUAA
Messenger RNA from Exophiala aquamarina CBS 119918, 711 nucleotides. RefSeq lists its product as uncharacterized. The transcript has a single exon. Lineage: Eukaryota; Fungi; Ascomycota; Eurotiomycetes; Chaetothyriales; Herpotrichiellaceae. The record is from RefSeq and is a predicted model, not a curated record. The coding region runs from base 1 to 711 and encodes 236 amino acids.